AUGGCGCCUUACACCCCCAUUGAGCCUUUCGAGGUCUUGUCCAAGAAGCUUGGGCGGGCUCCCGAGGACAUAGUGAAGUUGGACGCGAACGAAAACCCCUACGGCCCUCCCCCGCGGGUCCUCGAGGCGCUGGGGAGCAUGCCUUUCCCGAUGAUCUACCCGGACCCCGAGUGCCGGUUCCUGCGCGCGAAACUUGCGGAGCGCGAGGGCAUCCCCAUAGAGAACAUCAUGGUUGGAUGCGGCGCCGACGAGCUCAUCGACCUGCUCAUGCGCUGCUGCCUCUCUCCAGGGGACAAGAUCGUCGACUCGCCACCAACGUUCACCAUGUACGCGUUUGAUGCCGACGUCAACGACGCCCAAGUGAUCUCCGUGCCGCGGUUGGACGGCUUCAGAAUCAACGUCGAUGAGAUUGUGCGGGUCGUGAACGAGGAGAACCCGAAGGUCGUGUUUCUCACGUCUCCGAACAACCCCGACGGCAGCCUGGUGUCCGAGGAAGACCUGCUGCGCAUCCUGGCCCUGGACGUCUUGGUGGUGCUUGACGAGGCGUACAUCGAGUUUGCUGGCGAGGAGUCGAGGAUGCCGUGGGUGCUCAAGUACGACAACCUGGUCGUGCUGCGGACGUUCUCGAAGAGUGCCGCCCUUGCCGGCCUUCGGGUCGGGUACGGCGCCGUCCCUGUGGCCCUGGCGGAGUACUUCUGGCGAGCACGGCAGCCGUACAACGUUUCCGUGGCCGCGGAGACAGCAGCGCUGGCCGCCCUGGAGGACCCCGGCUACCUGGACAAGGUGCGCGACCUCCUGAUCCAGGAGAGGGACAAGAUGAUGCAGCAGCUCGAGGAGGUGCCGUUCCUGGAGCCGUACCCGUCGAACGCAAACUUCAUCCUGUGCAAGGUCGUCGGGACCAUGGCGGCGAAGGAGGUCAAGGACAGGCUGGCCAUGGAGCACGGCGUGAUGGUGCGCCACUACCAGAAGAAGCUGCUGGACGGGUACAUUCGCAUCUCUGUAGGGACCCCUGCGCAGACGCAGCGGCUGAUGCAGGCCCUGCGCGAGCUGUGA
This is a messenger RNA of Pedinophyceae sp. YPF-701, 1053 nucleotides long. Lineage: Eukaryota; Viridiplantae; Chlorophyta; Pedinophyceae. The record is from the annotation of a GenBank genome assembly.